AUGCUUCGCUUAGUAGCAACCUCUACCGCAGCCUCUCGCUUCUUCUCCACCGUCUCCGGCCGCUCUAAACUCAUCGGAGCCAUAAACUCCGAAAUCAAGGCCAUUGAGUUGGAUGUCAUGAAAAAAAGGGCGGUGCCGGCCGAUCUCCCGUUCACGAUCGAAGACGAAGAUAAGUACUGCCACAUCAUGUUAAAGAGAGAUUUGGGCCCCGAGAGAAUCGAGGUCACCGUGAACCCUAUCCAUGAUAUACCUAAAAAAACCGACGACGAUAAAAAAUCGGAGGUUGGAAAAUUUGUUCGCAUAAAUGUGUCUAUCUCUAAAGAGGACAAGGGUACAUUUGACGUGGGAGCAAAUGUUAGUGGUGAUGAAAUUUGUGUUGACAAAUUAUCAUUUUGUGAGGCUAAUAGUUAUGAUCCCUCUAUUAGAUUGGAUGGUGCAAAGGGUGAAUUGAAGGAUGCUUUGAGUGAUUUUGUGAAAGCAAGAGGCAUUGAGAUAUCGAGUGUUGGGUUUUUGUACAAUUAUAUGGUGGAGAAACGCAAACGUUGGGAUACGAUUUGGGUUCCUACCAACAAGCCUCAGGCUGGUCACCUCAAAAAUUUGAAUAAAUUUGUUGAGAAUUGGUAGACUUUUUUAUGCAUUGAUGUACCACUUUCUUGAUUUCAAUAAUUGACAAG
Molecule: messenger RNA, 674 nt
Organism: Salvia hispanica
Lineage: Eukaryota; Viridiplantae; Streptophyta; Magnoliopsida; Lamiales; Lamiaceae
Cellular component (GO): mitochondrial matrix
Source: RefSeq, a predicted model, not a curated record